This is a messenger RNA of Symbiodinium natans, 879 nucleotides long. NCBI's taxonomy places the organism in Eukaryota, Dinophyceae, Suessiales, Symbiodiniaceae. The record is from the annotation of a GenBank genome assembly.
AUGGGCUUCUUGAGCAUCGUGCAUCAUAGCGCAUUCCCUGACCCAGCAAGCAAGCACUUGGGCGAGUGCGCAGCAAGUAAGCCGGACAGCCAGCAGUGGCUGUUUCGUGCUCAAGCGCCAGCUGCCCGCGUGGGCGAUGGACAACCUCAGAAAAAAUGCCCGGCAAAGCCACGAAAUAUGUCAAAGAUCGGGGCCCUCUUGGAUCGCCAUGUCUCGGUGUGUGGUCUCACGGGCAAGUCUGCAGAGGAAAUGCUCCUCGGGGUCAACACCAGCUUGGUGGAUCAGUGUGGCAUCGCGUGGAAGGACCGGGGCCUGGCUCGCACGUUGGAGGAAGACGGCCCCUUCGAUCUUGUCCUUUUGAUGGCGGGCACGAAUGACCUACCGUACACACACAGGCGAAGAAAUGCUGCAGCCAACUUACGUGCGCUGCAUCAAGUCUGCCACAGGCGUGGAAUACCGACUGUUGCGAUGGCCCCGCCGCUCGCGCCUGUGGGGGACAAGCCCUGGCGCAGCAAUCGUCAAGCACUGUUAGAGGACAUGGAGGUGCUCUUCCAGGGCUUGGACAAGCACCUGACCUACAUGGAUCCCAGCGUUAUCUUGAGUCACGAGAACAGUCUCAUGUGGGAUCCAGAUGGCCUGCACUUCUCGCAGAUCGGCUCCUACACACUGGGCAAAUCCUUGGCCAAGCUGGCCAUCGAACUCUGUGAAGGACCGGCAUCCACUCCACCCCGCCAUCGCGCACGGCGGACGGGCCUCAGGGCGCCAGCUUGCCCGCUAUCUCAGGAGCAGCUGGCACAGAAAUCGGCUCCGGCCCCGGAAUUCAAAAUACCGACAAUUCUGUCCUCUUGUGAUCCUGGUGCCCAGCUGCUGAAGGCAUGA